This is a messenger RNA of Thyridium curvatum, 429 nucleotides long. RefSeq lists its product as uncharacterized. The record is from RefSeq and is a predicted model, not a curated record. Lineage: Eukaryota; Fungi; Ascomycota; Sordariomycetes; Thyridiales; Thyridiaceae. The transcript has a single exon. Bases 1 to 429 code for a protein of 142 amino acids.
AUGGGUAGACGAGAAAUUCACACACUACGGGAGACCGUCAAUAUUCCAAUCGAGCAAGUCUGGAGUCUGGCCUCCAGUUUCGGCGCCAUCAAAGCAUGGAUGCCCUCAGUCAAAGGAGUUACCAUCAAGGGUGAGGGGGUUGGGGCUGUUCGGACUGUCAACUCCAUGGCUGGAUCAGUGGACGAAAAGCUGGAGAUACUGGACCCAGUGAACCAUGUCAUCUCUUACAGAAUUGUGGACCCAACCCCCCUACCCGCCAAAGGAGGUUUCGGCACGUGGAAGCUGAAAAGCAUUGGGGAGGACAAGACCGAAGUGACCUGGAUUGCUGACGCGGAAGAGAUCGAUGACGCCGGUGUUGCGGUUAUGAAGCCCAUCUACGAAGGAUUCAUGGCCGACUCGUUUGCGGGAUUGGUAAAGGCAUUGUCAUGA